CGCGUCCGAGGCUCUCGGCGGGAGGACAGACUCAUUGACGGCAGCAUCUCCAGACCUGAGCCGGGAGGAGAGAGAAGGAUGCUCCUGUGACAUCUCUAUUCUCCUUCACCUCUUUGGACGCAUCCAGCAUCUCGGAAGCCUCCAUUAAAAGACCUCCCCAUCCCUCAAAAACAAAAAAGAAAACCACCAUUCAAUGGGACUCUCCAGUGGAUAAAAAGUAGAUUUUUUCAGAGGGGAGGGGGUGACUGUGGACUGCGGAUGUUGUGACGCCUGGUAUGUUUUGUUCUUUUUUUUCGUAUGUAUUUUUUGCUUGGAGGAUUUUUGUGGCCGGACCGGACUCACGGAGGCAGUCCGUAAGCAGAGAGAAGCUUCAUUGGAUGUGACGCUAGUAAUGAGCUAAAGAAUAAACACAGGAGGGAAAAAAUCUUCCAUCUGGUCGGAACAGUGUGGUAUUGGCCAGGCGUCCGGCAUGAGGAGCCUCUGAUGCCAGUUGCAGACUUACGUGACAGGAGAAAGAAGAAGAAGAAGAGCGGGUCACAUGCUAAAGAACUAGCCAAUUCCCUUCACCAAACAGGAAGUCACCCCAGAGGAGGCGGAGUGGUCGGGAGGAGGCCACAUCCAAGCACAAGGUUGCUCAGGUUGGACUCCAUGAUGAUGAUGACGACGAUGAAGCGGCAAGACGUCGGGCUGCUGAGGGUCUUUGUGCUACUGGCGGGACUUUGUGCCCUCUGUAGCCUGGCAUCAGCCAGCCGGAGAUGGGACACGUCCGCCGGCCAUCGCUCACACAGACGUGCAGGUCACAUGUCGCUGCACAGACACAGACCGAGGGCAGGCAAAGAGGGUCAGGUUCUGCACAGGUCCAAACGAGGUUGGGUUUGGAAUCAGUUCUUCGUCAUCGAGGAGUACACGGGGCCCGACCCAGUUCUGGUGGGCAGGCUCCACUCCGACGUCGACUCGGGAGAUGGCAACAUCAAGUACAUCCUGUCCGGCGAGGGAGCGGGGACGACUUUUGUGAUUGACGACAAGACGGGCAACAUCCACGCAACCAAGACGCUAGACCGCGAGCAGCAGGCCCAGUACACGCUCACCGCCCAGGCCGUGGCCAGGGACACCAACAAGCCUCUGGAGCCGCCUUCUGAGUUCAUCGUCAAGGUGCAGGACAUCAACGACAAUCCUCCAGAGUUUCUCCACGGGCCGUACUACGCCAGGGUGCCCGAGAUGUCCAACGUUGGUACUUCUGUGAUCCAGGUGACGGCGACAGACGCUGACGACCCCACGUAUGGUAACAGCGCCCGGCUGGUGUACAGCAUCCUGCAGGGACAGCCAUACUUCUCUGUGGAGCCCCAGACAGGUAUCAUCCGCACAGCACUGCCAAACAUGGACCGCGAGGCUCGCCAGGAGUAUGACGUGGUCAUCCAGGCCAAAGACAUGGGCGGUCACAUGGGCGGGCUCUCGGGGACCACCGAGGUCAAGAUCAGCCUCACCGACGUCAACGACAACCCACCAAAGUUCCCGCAGAGCGUGUACUCCAUGUCUGUGUCCGAGGAUAAAGUGGAGGGGGAGGAGGUGGGCCGCCUCAAGGCCAAAGACCCCGACAUGGGAGACAAUGGGCUGGUCAACUACCGCCUGACGGACGGAGACGGCCUGGGAAUGUUUGACCUGACCACCGACUCGGAGACCAGGGAGGCUGUCAUCAAGCUGAAAAAGCGCGUGGACUUUGAGACAAAGAGGUCGUACACGCUGAAAGUGGAGGGCUUCAACCUUCAUGUGGACCCCCAGUACCUGGCCUGGGGGCCGUACAAGGACGAGGCCACCAUCAAGAUAUCAGUGGAGGACGCAGACGAGCCACCCGUCUUUGUGGCGCCCUCGUACACUUUCGAGGUGGAGGAGAACGCCCCAGAGGGUACUCAGGUGGGACGCGUCCACGCCAAGGACACAGACGUUGCCAACAACCCAGUCAGGUACAUGAUUCCUCGCUACACGGACGUGGAGCAGUUCUUCAGUAUUAACGCAGAGGACGGCAUGAUUACUACCACCAGACCAUUGGACCGGGAGACUCAGGCCUGGCACAACAUAUCAGUGUCAGCCACAGAGAUAGGAGGACACCACCAGGACACUAAAGUACGCGUCAACAUUAAAGUGAAAGACAAAAACGACAACGCUCCAGAGUUUGCUACCAACAAUGAAGUCCUCAUGUGUGAAAAUGUCGUGCCAGGAAAGGUGAUUGAAACCAUCAGUGCAGUGGACAAAGAUGAGAUGGGCCACAGACAACACUUCAUCUUCAGCCUAGCUCCAGACGUGGCCCACAACCACAACUUCUCCCUCAAAGAUAACAGAGACAGCACGGCCAACAUCUAUGUGCUGCGUAAAGGAUUCAGUCGCCUGACGCAGGACGUCUACUUCCUCCCCAUCGAGAUCAACGACAACGGCCUUCCGUCCAUGAGCAGCACCAACACACUGACCAUCCGGGUGUGCUCGUGCGACAGCAAGGACAUCAUCUUGUCCUGCAACGUGGAGCCCUACGUGUUGCCCGCUGGCCUGAGCACGGGCGCGCUCAUCGCCAUCCUCGCCUGCAUCGUCAUCCUGCUGGCCAUCGUGGUGUUGUUUGUGGCGUUGAGGCGUCAGAAGAAGGAGCCGCUGAUCGUGUUCGAGGAGGAGGACAUCCGCGAGAACAUCAUCACGUACGACGAUGAGGGAGGCGGCGAGGAGGACACGGAGGCUUUUGACAUUGCGACGCUGCAGAAUCCCGAUGGCGCCAACGGUUUCCUGCCAAGAAAGGACAUCAAGCCGGAGCUCCAGUUUCCCCUCAGGCCCGGCGUCGGCCGCCCGGCUGCCAACAGCGUAGACGUUGACGACUUCAUCAAGACUCGCAUCGCUGAGGCAGACAGUGACCCGACGGCACCCCCGUACGAUUCCAUCCAGAUCUAUGGCUACGAGGGCCGGGGGUCUCUGGCGGGGUCGCUGAGCUCAUUGGAGUCGGUGACCACGGAGUCUGACUUGGAUUAUGACUAUCUGCAGAGUUGGGGCCCCAGAUUCAAGAAGCUGGCGGAUUUGUACGGGACCAAAGACUGCUGCAUUAAUGACGCUGACGAUGGCGAGGACUCUUAACAACUGGACGCACCCCCUUCCCAGUCUCCCCGGCCCCAAAUUCUGACGUGAUUCUGUGAGGAUACGAGGGCUUAAUCGCCUCAACUCUUCCCAACUGAUCAGUUCACCUUGUCAACUUUCUCCAAUUUUCUCCAAGAUGAUUUGUUAGCGAUUAUGAAUGCAGUCCGCUUACUUUUGCAGUAUAGGGCUGGGUAUACCUGUCACCAGUGUGUCUGAAUAAAAAAUGUUCCUGUAUGAGCAAGAUGAUGCUUAGCGCAGAGUGUUUAGUUUAAAUUAGAGGUUCUGGACACUUUGUGGACUGGAUUCACAAACUUCUUCACCGGUUCCUGAGAGAGCUUUUACUCCCUUUACAGGUUCCCGACCUGCUCUCUUUGAGGGGCCACUAUUGAAGACUAAGUUAGUAAAAGGAGCAAGCAGCUGUCCGGUGGUCCUGAAAGUCCAGACAGUUGAAACAAAAAAAAGGCUUUUUCACAUUUGAAAUGAAGCGGUACAGCGUCGCUGACACGCCGAAGGACUCCGGGUUGUUGAUACUGUGAAGAUGCGGCGAGUGUCUUUACAGUAUGGUGGCCUUAAAAUAAAAAAACAACUCCAGGGGUGACUAACAGACGAACAAUGUAGAGACCGCUAGCUUCAGUAGCUUCCUGCGGACAAAGCAAAGACUGAGGCUCUGUGAAGAUGCCAGUCUAGUACAUUUCCCCCCCCCCCUCGACUCCCACAACGUGACGGACUGGAUUCUACGUAAAAAAACUGGAUUAUUUGUUUUCAAGUCAGAAGAGAGAAGCCGCCCUUUCCUGCUAUCAAUCACUUCCACCGCUGAUGAUCAGUCAUAACGAGUAAAAACCUGUGAGUUCUAAAAAUAGCCUUAAACUCAAUGGACACUCUCGCAACGCAGUGCAUUCUCCUUGUUCUGCCUCCUUUUGUUUCAUUUUUAUUCAAACUCAAAAAGCAAACUAGCCUCCAUGCUUGGUCCGUGCGGAGAAUGUGCAAACGAGUGGUGAAAACGGGAAGUGAUGUUUCAGCGUUCAGUGUCCACGAGGAAAACGUGCAGGGUGUCAUUUCCCGCCGCGAGCUUUGCGGGACAGCAACAUCUGUUGCAUCAACACGUGUUGCAAAAAAUUCCAAAACGCUGAAGCCAGGACGUCAUUUUUAAGUGCAAAAGUUCUUUAAACUCAUUUUUUAAUGAUUAUAUUAUAAUUAUUACCAUUGUUUUUUUAAUCAGUAUUAUCAUUAUUAUGACUGUUGUUAUUUCUUUGGCUACACAGGAACAAGCUUAUGUUGACCUCUGCAUUUUACUGCUAAGAGUUGAACAAGUUCCGCCUGUGAAAAUUCAAUCUCACUUGUUUUGCUUUUGUUUUUUCUUCUGCUGCUUGUUUUCUUUCCCCUCAUUAUUUGGCGUUCCAUCGUUCUUUCUCCCCGGUCAAGAGGAACACGAGCAAUCUGUGUUUGUUUGCCGCGAGAGAGACCUCCUUUUUAUUCUUCUUCUGUCAAGUUUUAUGGUACCGAUUUGUACAAUUUUAAAAGUUCUUAUUUUAGUAUACAUUCCAGAAUAUUCCAGUAUUACAACAAAAACAUGUUUAGAAGAUUUAAAAAGAAAAUGAUUCAGCAUCACACUUAUAUUUUCUGAACAUUGUAUCGUUGCUUUACUAUGUGCUUCAAUCUCUGAAGCAAAAAAAAAAAAAACGAACUUUGAAAUAAACGCUCUUUUUAUAAAA
Molecule: messenger RNA, 4820 nt
Organism: Dunckerocampus dactyliophorus (ringed pipefish)
Lineage: Eukaryota; Metazoa; Chordata; Actinopteri; Syngnathiformes; Syngnathidae
Gene: cdh11
Product: cadherin 11, type 2, OB-cadherin (osteoblast)
Exons: 17
Coding region: 484-3108 (874 amino acids)
Biological process (GO): homophilic cell-cell adhesion; cell-cell junction assembly; cell morphogenesis
Cellular component (GO): adherens junction; catenin complex; plasma membrane
Molecular function (GO): calcium ion binding; cadherin binding
Source: RefSeq, a predicted model, not a curated record